Filobasidium floriforme is the source of this 1926-nucleotide messenger RNA. Its product is annotated as alkaline-phosphatase-like protein. The coding region runs from base 66 to 1793 and encodes 575 amino acids. The transcript has 16 exons. The record is from RefSeq and is a predicted model, not a curated record. Gene Ontology annotation, molecular function: arylsulfatase activity. Lineage: Eukaryota; Fungi; Basidiomycota; Tremellomycetes; Filobasidiales; Filobasidiaceae.
AGAGCUCUAGAGCCGAGUUGCAAUUCCUCUGCUCACCAACGCAAAGCAAAUAAGAUCGUUGCGCGAUGUCGACCGAGACAACCAGACGACCCAACUUCCUGAUCAUCGUAGCGGAUGAUCUAGGUUUCAGCGAUAUCGGAGCCUUCGGCUCAGAGAUCUCGACGCCGAACCUUGACAAGCUAGCGAGCGAAGGGAUCCGCCAGACCGGGUUUCAUACAGCUUCCGCAUGCAGCCCUACCCGGUCCAUGUUGAUGAGCGGGACCGACAACCACCUUGCCGGUCUGGGCCAGAUGGCAGAGACGAUCGCUCGGGACCCGCUCUACCAGGGUAGGGUCGGGUAUGAAGGGAUGUUGAACGAGCGCGUAGCGGCUUUGCCUGAGAUCUUGCAAGAUGCGGGUUACGAGACGAUCAUGUCCGGGAAAUGGCACCUCGGCCUCCCGAAACACGCUCAACCUCAUGCCCGCGGGUUCGAGAAAGUCUUCAGUUUGCUUCCCGGCGCUGGAAACCAUUACCUGUACGAACCAUUCCUAGAGGACGGAACCCCUGCCAUCAAGAUGCUUCCUCCCCUCUAUACCGAAGGCCCCGAUCAGAUCUCUCACAAAGAUAUCCCUAACAUCCCAGCUGAGGGAUUCUACUCGACCCAGUAUUUCACGGAGCGCAUGCUCGGGUUCCUCAAAGACCGAAAGACGAACGAAAAGGGGGAGGAAAGGCCUUUCUUUGCGUAUUUGCCUUAUACUGCACCGCAUUGGCCUUUACAAGCGCCGGAAGACAUCGUAGCGAAGUACAAAGGCAAAUACGCCGAUGGACCUGAAGCGUUGCGUCUCUCAAGGCUGGCCAACCUCAAGGAAUUGGGUCUUAUCGCCCCUGAUGUUGCACCGCACCCAAUGGUCUCCGCCUACGGGACGGAAGAAUGGGCUAAUCUUUCUGAGGAGGAACGACAGCUUAGUCAACGCAAGAUGGAGGUCUACGCGGCGAUGGUGGAAAUCAUGGACACCCAGAUCGGACGGGUCGUCGAUUACCUGGCUUCGACCGGGGAACUGGAUAACACGUUCGUCUUCUUUAGCAGCGAUAACGGAGCUGAGGGAUCACUGUUGGAAGCUAUCCCGAUGAUGGGCGAAGCGCUCCAAGCUACCAUCCGGAAGUACUUCGACAACUCCCUUGAUAACAUCGGACGGGGUAACUCGUUUACUUAUCUGGGACCUCGAUGGGCUCAGGCUGCUACGGCGCCAUCCAGGAUGUAUAAGGCCUGGUCGACGGAGGGAGGAAUCCGAUGCCCGGCCAUCGUACGACACCCUUCGAUCCCGGGUGAGAAGAGGGGCGAAGUGGAACAUGCGUUUACUACCGUGAUGGACAUCCUACCUACAGUGCUGGAUUUGGCUGGCGUUUCGCAUCCAGGGAGGGCGUUCCGCGACCGUACCGUCCUGCCGCCCAAGGGGAAAAGCUGGACGCGUUGGUUAUCCGGGGCCGAGGGGGAUGUACAUGAUGAAAACGCUGUGCACGGUUGGGAACUCUUUGGCCAAGCGGCCAUCAGACAAGGCGGUUGGAAAGCCGUUUGGUUGCCGCCGCCUACAGGGAACGGCGAAUGGUUACUCUUUGAUCUGUCUACCGAUCCUGGCGAGACGAAAGACCUUGCCCGCACGAAUCCUGAUAAACUGGUCGCGCUGGUCAAAUAUUGGCAUGAGUACGAGGCAGAGACAGGUACGAUCUUGAGACCUGUCGAUGAGGGGACGGGGCCUGGUUCAGGGGGUUUCGGGAGGUUUACGGGAGUAGAUUGGGCGGACUGGGGGCAGUGAUGCUUUCGUCAGCUCCAGCCAACGUGACUCUUGUCAAAGCGCAGGCUCGAGUCCGGAUACGUUUGAGCAUCAUCUCCCAUCGCUUCUUUCAAUGCUGCCAGCAAUAAACUUUGCAACAUUCAACUCCAAACCC